Molecule: messenger RNA, 1604 nt
Organism: Phoenix dactylifera (date palm)
Lineage: Eukaryota; Viridiplantae; Streptophyta; Magnoliopsida; Arecales; Arecaceae
Source: RefSeq, a predicted model, not a curated record
GAUUCCGAUUGAUGACGAUCUCAUGUUUCAUCUUCACCCUCUCCCCCCCAACUUCUGCCUUCCUUUCCAAAUAAUAUUGCAGUAUCAUGCACCAGAAUCUUCUCUCUCUCUCUCUCUCUCUCUCUCUCUCUCUCUCUCUCUCUCUCUCUCUAUCUAUCUAUCUAUCUAUCUCUCUCUCUCUAAUAUCAUACACUUAUAUCUUAAUCAGUUCUUGCCCACCUAUUGGCUGGUGGGAUUUAAGAUUGUUAUAUCUUAUCCAAUUAGACCCAGUUUGCUUUCUCUCAUCUUGCUUGAAUUCAUCAAUAGACAUAACAGAGUUAAUUGUUAGAUCAUUACUCAACUUGGUUCCUUGUUUUUUUCUCAAUAGGAAAUGGAACAUGGUGCUUUAGGGCUAAGCAAGGGAGACGAUGAUAUGGACUUGCCACCAGGUUUCCGGUUCCACCCUACCGAUGAAGAACUCAUUACUCACUACCUUUACCAGAAGGUCAUGGAUGCCAGCUUUAAUGCCAGAGCCAUUGGGGAAGUUGACUUGAACAAAUCUGAGCCAUGGGAUUUGCCCUUCAAAGCUGGAACAGGAGAGAAGUCUGGGUACUUCUUCUGCCUCAGGGAUAGGAAGUAUCCAACUGGUUUGAAGACAAACAGGGCUACAGAGGCUGGAUACUGGAAGGCAACCGGAAAAGAUAAGGAGAUUCACCAAGGAAAGUUUCUUAUUGGGAUGAAGAAGACCCUUGUUUUCUACAGAGGCAGAGCACCCAAAGGAGAGAGGACCAACUGGGUCAUGCAUGAAUACAGAUUAGAGAGAAAGGAUCCUUUCUACAACCUCUCUAGAACAGCAAUGAAUGAGUGGGUGAUAUGUAAAGUAUUCCAUAAGAAUUCAGGAGAGAAGAAAGACACACAACUCGCUGGGAUGGGCUCCUGGUUUGAAGAUGGAUUGGAUUCUACUCUUCUAGGUCCAUUGAUAAAUGAUUCCCACAGAAGCAAGAACAAAGCCUCUUCGGCAUCUGUCCCAACUCACGUGACCUGCUUCUCCGAUGCCUUGGAGGGUGAGAUGAGCCAUUGGGAGCUGUUGCAGAAUUGCUACAACUUUGCCUCUCUCUCUACGUCCAGUUCUUCACCAUCAUCACUAAAUCAUUUUGAGAUGUCUCCGCCAGGCUCCUUGAAUACCACCCAUGGGGCUUCUCAGAUCCCAGGUGCCAGUUUGGUGCAAUUGCUUGAGAACAAUGGGUAUAGCAUGGAAAAAAAGAGUUUCAAAAGAGAGAGGGAUAAUAGCAUCACAGCUCUCACAAACAAUUAUAUGGAGAUGCACUUAUUUGAUUGCCAAGAGAACCCAAAUGCUUCAGCAAGGCCUCUGCACCCAGAUGGAUGUUUCUGAGCCACUCGAAGAAAAGGAUUUCAUGCAAGCAAAAAGAUUAAAUUCCAGGAGAGAGAACUGUACAACUGGUGUGUGCAUAUGUAAAUAUUGGGUUCAGUAUGCAGAUUUAGAACUUCAGAAGAUGACAUUAAAUUGGAAUAUUUCGGUGUGACGAUCAAUGUUUUGUAAUGAUAUUUCUUAUAUUGCUUGAAAGCAUUGUUUACGAGUGUCAUCUGGGAGCAUUUCAGCUUAA